AUGGCGGCCUCCGGCAGUGUCUUUUCCGAGACCCUACAAGAGAUCACCAAUACCAAGCUCCAAGAACUCUCUAAACGACGAUCUCGCUUUGAGGAAGCAAAAUCAUCAAUCCUUUCCUCCAUCGAUGAAGAGAAGGAUGCUGUCAAGCGUCUCAUCACCCUGAGCAAUGGCGUCAAGGAUUGCUUCGCCAUCAAGCUCGACAAAGACAACAAAGUCAUUCUCGGACGUACCAAGUUCAAGCAUCUAGAAGUUGAGCUCAAGAACCUUGACCGAUUCCUCGAUCAAGCCAAGACUGACCCCUCCGUGUCGUCCAAGAUGUUGGCUGCAUGGGAGGAGUCCCUUACUCGUCAGCUAGAUAUGCAGGCUCUUCAGUACCAGUACGCCUGGCUAUACGGAGAGCUAGUGACUGAGUGGCUGGCUGGCGAUAAGGAGAAAGACCCGGAAGCAGACGUCGAGAUGGGUGGGGCGUUUGAGGAUGUUGGAGAGCAAGCCAAGCUUCAGUCCAAGAUCGAUUGGGAGAACACCGUCUUUGAACCAGCCAGCGUGGACACUGUGGCUAUAAAGCGAUACCUGGAUGCUCUUUUUGGCACUGGCGAGAAGGACAAAAAGACCAUCACCAACUCACUCCAACGUCUCCGCAACUCCAUCUCAUCCCAUGAAGGGCGUAUCUCAACGCCUGAUCAGUUCACUGUGGCAUCACUGAAGUGGAUCAUUCCAGGCCUUCACUCAUCCGACCUCCUGUCCAAUGAGAAGAGGGAAGUACUCAAGGACUUCGAGAGCAAUGAUAUGAUCCUCAAAGAGAUCGCUGACGUCCUCAACAUGCGCAUCAAUGCCUUGGACUCUUGGACUUGGAACUCGGAGUCCCCAGUAGAUGUAUCAAUGCAGAGAAAGAUCUCGGGAAUCUACAACAUCCAUAUGCACGAGGACCUUCUUCAGGCAAUAUUCCUGCAGUACAUUGGUGUCAAAUGGAGUGUCGUACUCAAACAGGCUUUCAAAGCCUUCCGGGACUCCGGAGCCUGGAAGGCUGCGGGACAAAACAUCCCUCUAGAGGAUAAAAGACGUCUUGGUUACUAUCUGGGAUUCCAUGAGACUUCGCCCUCUUUACAGACCGAGCGGGCCAAGGUCAACGAGGAGAGAUACUUCAUGGCUCAGCUUAUGAACUACGAGCAUGAAGUUUCUGGGGCUGCCGAUGGCGAAGAGGAAGCAGAGUACGAAUCUGUUGUUUCCUCCAAAAAGAGGCGUCCACGAGCUAAGCAGACACCUAUGGCGCAGAUGGCUAUGUCAGCACGACGGAUGGCCCCCCAGGGUCUUGGCAGAGGAGGCGCGAUGAGACAUCGAAAAAUAGAUGUGGAGGCUGAAGUCGAUGACGAGGAUGAUGAUUACGAUGAAGACGACAACGAUGAUGAGGGAGAUAAUGAUCGCAGUCCAAUGGCACUCAAACAGACAUUGCUCCACCUCCUCUCGACCGAGAUCACCAUCAAUACUUAUCUCUAUGGCGAGACAACGGCUUUCCAUUCCGUAUUCGAGGAAUGGAACCCAAAGCUGCCACACGACACUGUCUUGACAAUUCUCAAAUAUCUUGGCGUCUCUGAUACUUGGCUCGGCUUCUUCAAGAAGUUCCUUGAGGCUCCCCUCAAGUUCGUUGACGACGAUGACUCUACUGCACGCAAGCGCCGCAGAGGGACCCCGGCGUGUCACGUUCUAAGCGAUGUCUUUGGUGAGAUAACUCUCUUCUGCCUCGACUUUUCUGUCAACCAGUCUACUUCGAGCAACCUGUGGAGGAUUCAGGACAACUUCUGGUUCUGGUCCCAUGACCACUCGGUUGCAGUCAAGGCUUGGGAGACGGUCGACAAGUUCACCAGUGUCACUGGCGUUGAAGUCAAUCCCUACAAAACAGGCUCCAUCCGAAUCUCCAAAGAUAGCAAUGUGACUCUCCCUAUCGAUGAAUCACUCCCCAAGGGUGAAAUACGCUGGGGAUUCCUCAGCCUGUCACCAAAAUCAGGUCGAUUUGAGAUCGAUCAAAACAUGGUAGACUCUCACAUCAACGAGCUCCACAAGCAGCUUGUCGACAAGCGUAAAAGUAUUCUCGGAUUCAUCCAAGCAUGGAACACUUAUGCUGCAACCUUCUUCACGUCCAACUUUGGCAAAGCAGCACACUGCUUCGGUCGCGAGCAUGUCGAUAACAUGUUGGCGACGCACAAGAAGAUUGAACAACAGGUGUUCACCAAACUCUCCGAGGGCGAAGUUACAAGCGUGGCCGAGUAUCUAAAGAGAGCCCUUGGUCAACGAUUUGGUGUCGAUGAUAUUCCUGACGGCUACCUCUACUUCCCCAUGGAGCUAGGCGGUCUCGACUUGAAAUCGCCGUUCAUAUCACUUCUCCAGAUUCACGAUCAAGUCGUCGAGUCUCCCCCCAAGCUGAUGGUCGACUUCGAAGAAGCCGAGCGUAGCGCAUACGAUUCAUACAAAGAGUGUUUCCUCAGCGGCAAAACUAGAACGGAAAGGUAUAGGCUCGAUGACCCCGAAUGGACACCCGAUUCGCAGCAUGAGAAAGACAAUUUCAUGUCCUUCGAAGAAUUCACACGCUACCGAGAAGCUUUCUUCUUCUCAAAUUUCAGCGGCUCAAACAGACUACACCGCAUAUUUCGCAAGCUGAUGAAGAGACCCAGUGAGAUCAAGGUGGAGCAGGGCGACGGUAAGAUAUCAUCUGCUAUGGAGCAGCUGCGCAAGGAACCGAUGCUCAAGGGUAUUACUGGUUGGUGGACCAACAUGGAUGCUUACUGGACAUGGGUGACGACUUUCUAUGGUCCUGAGAUUGUGGAUCGCUUCGGAAGACUGAACAUCGUGAACACUGAGUUACUGCCUAUUGCCAUGGUUUCCUUAUUCCGGGAUAAGCGUGUUAACUGGUAG
Molecule: messenger RNA, 2907 nt
Organism: Fusarium sp. VM40
Lineage: Eukaryota; Fungi; Ascomycota; Sordariomycetes; Hypocreales; Nectriaceae
Source: the annotation of a GenBank genome assembly